Messenger RNA from Salvelinus namaycush (lake trout), 3469 nucleotides. It is a transcript of the gene cnppd1, whose product is annotated as cyclin Pas1/PHO80 domain containing 1. The record is from RefSeq and is a predicted model, not a curated record. Gene Ontology annotation, cellular component: cyclin-dependent protein kinase holoenzyme complex; nucleus. The coding region runs from base 133 to 1458 and encodes 441 amino acids. Lineage: Eukaryota; Metazoa; Chordata; Actinopteri; Salmoniformes; Salmonidae. Gene Ontology annotation, molecular function: cyclin-dependent protein serine/threonine kinase regulator activity; protein kinase binding. The transcript has 8 exons. Gene Ontology annotation, biological process: regulation of cyclin-dependent protein serine/threonine kinase activity.
UUGUCAGCCAUCACAACGGGGGUUACUGCUGUGCUAGAUAGCUAGCCUGAGUAAGACCAGGCGCCGUUUUAUAUAUAUUUUUUCAGCUAGGGUUUUCUAUUUCUACUAUUUGGCUAAUGUUGGAUAGACAGCAUGGAUUUCAACGAAUUGUUUAGUGAACGGACAUUUCAAUUUUCUGAUUUUCAGGAGUUUACGUUUCUUCCUGGACAUCAGAAACUGUCAGAGAGAGUGCGGAAGCGAUUGUACUAUGGCCUGGACCAAGACGGCUCUCUAGAUUCGCUUUCUUGUCCUGUUACAGAUAUCGCUGUGGAACUCUUUCAGAAAUCUGCCCCUAGCCCAAUUCGAAAACUGCACAAGAAAUAUGCUGCUCAUGUCGCGAGGGAGGCGUGCAUCUCUCCAUGUGCCAUGAUGUUGGCCCUGGUCUACAUCGAAAGGCUACGACACAGGAACCCCGAAUACCUGCAAAAGAUCUCCUCCUCGGACCUCUUCCUUAUCUCCAUGAUGGUUGCCAGCAAGUAUUUGUACGACGAAGGGGAGGACGAGGAGGUGUUCAACGACGAGUGGGGGGCUGCUGGGAAACUGGACGUGCAGACUGUCAACACCCUGGAAAUGAAUUUCCUCGAUGCCAUUGAGUGGAGCCUCUUCACUGAGCCCGUGGACUACUUUGGCAUACUGAAUCAACUAGAAACCAGUAUUGCAGAGAAGCAGGGGAUGAAGCGAGGCUGGUUCACCUACACUGACCUCUGUGUGCUGCUGGAGCAGGCGGCAUGGCGACAGGCACUGACGGCCAUCUACCUGCACUUUGCCAAGGUGACCUGCAUGCUGGGGCUGGUAUAUCUGACCAGUGUUGCAGGCCUUAUCGCCACCAGCCUCCCCAGGAGCAGCCAGCCCCUGGCCCCAGUCCGCCAAGUCCACCUGCCGAGCUCCAGCCUCUCUCCACCACCACUAGGCCUGCUCCCAGUCCCAGAGAACCCCAGUCCAGCAUCCGACCUCCCUCGCUGCUGUGUCUUGGGCAACGACAGUCACAACCGCCGGCCUGGCACUCUCCACACCCACGACGACCACAACCACGGCUCGCCAACCUCCUCCCAGACCUCUAUACUGUGUCUAUGGGGCUCUAUCCUCACUUCGCUAAGCCACGCUGACCCACACCCCCAGCCCGACACUGAACCAGCCUUGUCCGCCUCCUCUCUGCACUGCCCCGGCUGCCCAGUUACAGUGGGGAGCCUCCCUCCUGGCUCCAUCCAGUGCAGACCAAGGAACACCUCUGCUCCACUACUUGAGCCUGGACCCCCUGGUCACCGCGCAACACUGUGGCUGGCCCCUGCCUCCCUCCCCUCCGCCCCGAUGCUCCUGGACUCCCGUCUGACUGGCAUGGCACCCCUCCGUGUCGGACCCUGCUGCCCACAGUUCAUGCUGCCCAUCGAGAAAGCCCCAUCUCUCCUCAUGCCCAGCUAGACACAGACGGACAAAACAAGCCACUAUCGUUACCCUUCAAUGACGAUGACGCCGGACUCCAAAUGAAACCAGCUGGUUUUUCAGAAUGCAUUGUUACAGUGAAAGGAAAGUGAAAUUUUGUUUUGUAUGUGCUUUUUUUUGUGUGCAUAUACUGUCUAAAUUUGAGAUAAGGCGAGUAGCACAUUUUGUACAGUGGUUUGCCAGCUGAAUUGGUGUAAAUAAGUAAGUUGAACUCAUAACAGCGUGAGAUCUGAGUUCUGUGUUCAGGCACUUAUCUUUUAUAACUUUUAUUUUUCAAAGGUUGGAUCGCACAGCUUUUCAAUGGGUGUUUCUAGAAGGUGUGUACAUGGCAAACUAAUAUUUCACAUUUGGUUUAAAAAUACACAUAUGUUUAAGCAUGGCUACCAUACUCACACAGCGUUUGUUACUACCUGAGUACCAGAUUUGUUUGUGGAAUGAUGGCAUGAUGGAACAAACAGACUGGUGCCCAGGCUACCUACUCUUUACCUAUGUUUGAAAAUGGGGGAUUGUGGGAGUUGGGCUAAGUCAUGGUUUUUAGAUGGAAGAGUUAAGUUUUGAUGCGACAUCAUAGCUAUUUGAGAAUGUGUUGAGAAAGUAAGUUGUCUCCGCAAAAGCAAGGCUGCUUUCUAAGUCAGUACUGUAGUGCUUUAAGAAGGGAGUCAAUUUAGCCUGGUCCCAGGUCUUUUUGUGCUCUUGCCAACUCUAUUGCUGUCCUUGUCAAGCCAAACAUUGCAUGACAAUGAGUGAGUGACAAGGGGUUGGAAUGAUGGCACAAACAGACUUGCACUCAAGCUAGAGACAACUAUCUAGCCUACAUUUGAUUUGCCAUGGAGUCUUUGGGUCAUUAUUUUCUCAUUUAUUGCAGUUGUUAUUUUUAAAAUGUUAACAUAUUUAUGCUUUUUUUUGGUUUGUUAAUAACAACUAGACCGGUCCCUGCUACUGGUCCCUGCACUGAACAACAGUAGAGAUUAAAUGAUUUUUUAUUCCAGUGGGGAAAAAACAUUAAAUUCAUAUCUCAGUAUGGCUGCCCCUCUCAAGUCGUGUUCAUUAGGGCACAUCGUAGUGAAAUGAUUUAAACCGCUUUGCAACAGUAAACGAAGAUAGUUCAGCAAGUACAUUUGUUUCUGAACGUGACCCUGAACUUGGAUAGUACUGGGUGAGAUGCAGCUCUGAGUGCGGCCUUUUAGGGGUUUUUUUUCAAGUAACUAUUUAUUUUACCAUGACAGAAUGCAGUGGCUAUCUCUGAUUUCAUGUUUGUCCAACAGAACGCCACACAACUGAAAUAGGUCAUAACCAGUCUACUGUUUGCUGUUUUUUUUAUCGUUUUGAAUAUGAUGGUGCCUAACAUCAAACAUGAUUGUUUUGGAAAUGUAUCUAAUGAUUGCGAUUUUCAUCCAAUAACCUUUUCAUGGAAACCUAACAUCCUCAUAUGGGUGAGUUGUAUUGUGCAAAACACAUUUUUCUUCUUUUUUUUUAAGAUCUGUUUCUCAAUUUGUGCAAUUAAUUAGUAUCCCUCUUUAACAUACCCAUUUGGUUGGGGAGACCUGACCAACAGUAACAGCCACUCAAUCACUCAAACACCAUUUGUCUUCUCUACCUGCUCAAAAAUGGAAAAUGUCUUCUUUCUCCAUAGAAAUAGAAUUCCUCGAAUGGGGAUAUCCAUUCUUGAAUGGGGAUGUAAAUUCUAAGUAAUACUGUUUCUAUGUCUCUCACCCCGGAAAAACAUUUAGCUCUUCUCAUAUUUUUCUACUCAAGAUAGUUUCUUGCUAGGGAAUUUGUGAUUAUUUGUACAUUUGACUUGGUUUUACGUUGACACGUUUCUUACGAGGCACUGUGGUCCCUCGGACAUGAACUUUGGCUUUUGUUGAAUUUCUGGACGCAUCUAAAUGAAACCUUUUCAAAUCAGACUGAGAUUUUGAAGCACGAAAUCCUUAAAUUUUGUAAACAAUGUACAAAACAUUCAAUGUGUAGAAAUCUGUAAAAAAAAAAA